AUGAUUGAGUUCACGCAAGCAAGUUAUCCCCACUUGCAGUGCUUGGAGUUGGCCGACAACACGCAGGGCACUGAUGAAUUGAACAUCAACCUCUUAAUUGGAGCAGAUUUCUACUGGCAUUUCGUCAAUGGAAUUACCAUUCGUGGCCCAGAACCAAGACUUGUAGCACUAUCCACUAGACUCGGUUAUAUUUUAUCUGGCCCAGUGAACAUUCCAGUUCCUUGUCACGAGGAUUCCACAGUUAAUCUGACGGAAACGCAUGUACUUGAAAUCUCUGCCAGUGUGUGUGAUGAGGAGAUCUCACUCGAUCAGCAAGUGAAACAAUCCUGGGACCUCAAAACACUAGCAAUCAAAGAGAACGAACCAACGGUCCAUGAGAAGUUCAUCACAGACAUCAGACACGAUGGAGAGAGAUACGAAGUAAAGCUGCCGUUCAAGGAAUUCCAUCCUGUUCUACCGGACAACUAUCAACUGAGCAAACGAAGAUUAGGAUCCCUCUUACAGAGGCUCAAGUCAAAGCCGCAAGUCCUUGAACAUUACGACGAAAUAAUUCGUGAUCAACUAAGGAACAAUAUCGUUGAAGCCAUCACUUCAGAAAGGGAACCAGAUGCAGGGAAAGUACAUUACCUACCUCACAGAGAAGUAAUCAGAAUGGACAAGGAGACCACCAAGAUCCGCGUUGUUUGA
Molecule: messenger RNA, 687 nt
Organism: Orbicella faveolata
Lineage: Eukaryota; Metazoa; Cnidaria; Anthozoa; Scleractinia; Merulinidae
Source: RefSeq, a predicted model, not a curated record